Molecule: messenger RNA, 3476 nt
Organism: Poecilia reticulata (guppy)
Lineage: Eukaryota; Metazoa; Chordata; Actinopteri; Cyprinodontiformes; Poeciliidae
Product: C-C chemokine receptor type 1-like
Biological process (GO): calcium-mediated signaling; cell chemotaxis; G protein-coupled receptor signaling pathway
Cellular component (GO): membrane; external side of plasma membrane
Molecular function (GO): C-C chemokine binding; C-C chemokine receptor activity
Source: RefSeq, a predicted model, not a curated record
ACAUCUAUUUCGCAAAGGUCCUAAUUUUUGUUUCAGUUCUUGAUUCUGUGCAGAAGUAGCACAGUUUUAGAUUUAAAUCAAAGAGAGAGAGAAAAAAAACUAGAACAAAUCCCUCGAGAGACAUUUGAUCCAAGGCGUCUGCUUUUGGCUUGCAGCCUGUGGGCGUUCAGAUGGGAUUCUUAUUGAAAGUGUGAUCGGCGGUUUUCUUCCUCAGAAACUGGGUCGUGGAACCCUUUUUGUCAGCUGAACAGAUGAAUACCCCAGCUGUGACAGCUUUCACUUUUACUCUCUCUACUACAGACUCACCUGGGUAUAAUUCUUCUAUGCCCUUUACUGAAAUCACCACAUUUGAAUAUGACUAUCCAGAAGGUGACGAAGACUAUGGAACGUGCAUUUAUGUGCGACACGGGGCUUACUUUCUUCCACCCCUCUAUGUCAUUUUCUUCCUCUUAGGUCUCCUUGGAAACUCUUUAGUAAUCUGGGUCAUCGCUUGCGGGGUUAGACUCCGUAGCAUGACUGAUGUGUGCCUUGUCAACUUGGCCGUCGCUGACCUUCUGAUGGUGUGCUCUCUUCCCUUCCUCGCCCACCAAGCCAGAGACCAGUGGCAGUUUGGAGAUGCUAUGUGCAAGAUGGUCCUAGGCAUUUAUCACAUUACUUUUUACUGUGGGAUCUUUUUCAUCUGUCUGAUGAGCAUCGAUCGUUACCUGGCCAUAGUGCAUGCAGUUUAUGCCCUCAAAGCACGCACACGCACCUUUGGCAUUGCGGCAGCUGCCAUUACAUGGAUGGCUGGCUUUUUGGCCUCUUUUCCUGACCUGCUCUUCCUCAAAACUCAAACAAAUAGCAACGGUUCUCAGUACUGCUACCCUGAGUUUCCCGAAAAAUUAACCAACAACAGCGUUCAUACAUGGAGAGUGUUUAGUCUCUUGAAAAUGAACUUUCUUGGCCUGUUUAUCCCAAUUUUCAUCCUAGGCUUCUGCUACUCUCAGAUCAUUUGCAGGUUGCUAUCAACCCAGUCUUCCAAGAAGCAGGCCAUCCGUUUGGUAGUCGUAGUGGUGUUCGUUUUCUUCUGCUGUUGGGUUCCUUACAACGUGGCCUCCUUCUUUAAAGCACUGGAACUUCUACACGUCUACACCGCAUGUGAAAGCAGCAGGGCCAUCACAGUGGCUUUACAGAUCACUGAAGUCAUUGCAUACUCCCACAGCUGUCUCAAUCCCAUUCUGUAUGUCUUCGUCGGGGAGAAGUUCAGGAGGCAACUCAUAAGGCUGAUAAACAGAGCUCCAUGCAGCCUCUGCCAGGUGAUCAAGCUGUACAUUCCUCAAGACAGAGGCACCUCGGUGUACUCGCAAACUACCAGUGUGGACGAAAGGAACGCUGGGGCUGGCAUUAGUCUGGGUUCAGCUAAAUUCUUUUAAAUUCUGUUGCUUAUGCCAAUACCUUUUAUGAGCAUCUUUUAUACAGACACUGUUCAUGUCAAGUCAGAUAAGGUCAUGCUAGUUUCAGGUUAACGGUGAGGUACCUUUGACUUGCUUUCUUGUUAUGACGAAAGACGGUGUAUAUGUAGAGACUAGACUGAAUGUAAUACUUUCCCAUGCACAGUGUCUUUCAGUGAACCUUGUGUUUCUUAAUGUACAGGAUUUUUAAAUAUCUUCCAUAAAAGUGUUUCUGUCAAAGUCUUACAUUUUAUAAUCUCAUUGUAAAGCUGUAAAAAAAAAGUUAUGUGCUCAGAUUUUUAAUACUUACGUUCCAUUCCAUUUCAACAUUUUAAAUAAAAAACUCUGCUGUUCAUUUGGUUUGGAAGAAUUGGGCUCCUAAAUCCUGCUUUUUUUUAGGGAUUAAACAUUUUCAUUGUUGUUCACUUGCAGUUAAUUUAUUCUGGGGAAUUACAGAAUUGACAAUUUAUUUUCUUGAAUUUGGACUGCCAACAGCUGGCUAAAAACAAUAACCCUUACAAAUCUUAAUAUAUACAGCACAAAGGUGUCAAAGUUAGAAAAGUCACUAAACUAUCAGAGCCAAAAAGAGCAAACUUAGGUUGGUCAAAGUUAACUUGCUUAAGUUAAGAAACUUUUACAUUACAGUAGUAGUUUAGAUUUAAUGUCAUAUCAUAGACAUUAUGUAAUAAACAAAAAUUAUUCAAAAACAUUCAGACAUGUUACUAUAAAAUAGGAAAUUAAUCAACUUUAAGAGCAAAAAUUUUAAAUAUAAUCACUUGGGUAAGUCUGUUUUAAUGUACAUACUUUGUGAAACACAUAGGCCUUCAAUCAUUUACAUUUAGGUGUAAAAUGUAUUUUCACGUGAAAUUCUUACUAAAUUCAUUUGAGGCUGCGGAUACCAUGCUUACUUGUCCUACCACAGUUUUUCUUUCCACUUGACUUUCUACAAAUAAGCGUUGAUGCAUCAGUCUUUGAACAGGCAGCUUCUUUUGCAUUGAUUAUUAGUGGGAUACUAUACCUGUGUUGUUUUUCAGUAGCUCACUAUUUGCCCAGUAAGCAGUCUUCCCUAUACGCAUGUAGACCGUAACGCAACAUUUCUGAUUCUGAUUCAAAGCAAUUUUUUUUUUUUUUUUGAUUGGAUGUAAUAUUUGUAAUUUCUGAUGAACAGAGUUUCUGGUUUUGUCUGUAAGCUUUUUUUGGACGACAUUCUAGUUUAUUGUGAUGCACCUGUGUUUACGCUAUGCAUUUUAUUGAACAGAUUGCAGAUUGUUGAGAAACUGAAAACAUGACAUGUGUCUGCAAAACAUCACAUCAGAAAUAUUUUUGAACUGAACUUCAAAAAUAUUCUUCCUGAGAUAAGUGUGAAAGUCUCACGUACAGCAACCAUGUUGUUAUUAUUCACUGUAAUUAUCCGUAAGCAAAAUAAACUGAGAAGAUAAAUUCCAAAUAAAGAUCGAGAUAGAGUUCUCGGUUUGCUUGUUUGAGGUUGGUGCACAGUAUGAAGCCUCUAAUGCAACCUGCAGCCUUAGCCUGCUAGAUUCAGAAACAUGUUCUGCAGAGGAUCUGUACCUCACCUCUACCUUAAAAAAAAAAAACCACAACCUGAAAGCGGAAACAUAUAACCAAGCUGUGAGUUUAACCUUUUCAGGCUUUGCAAGCACCGAGUAACUUUUAUAUUUUUUAUAUAUAUUUUAUUUUUAUUGCUGAUGCAUGCUUUUAUACACAGAAGCUGUUGCUUUUGAGAAAAAAAAAUACAAUUCACUAUCUGACAAAAGGACGAAGUUGACUAAUUCCGGAAUGGCAAAAAAGAAAAAUGAAUAAUUAAUGAAGCAAUAGUUUUUUUCACUAAUAUGCACCACCUGUGCGUCAACAGACCCAGUUAUAUUUAUCUUUUUCAAAAAGAAGGAUCUUUCAAACAAGAAGUAAUCAUGCAUUGACCACAACAUCCUUUACUCUCGCCCUGCAUUUCCUGCCUGUUGCUGGCAGAUAAAGUAAUAGUCUCAGAACGUUCAAUGCCUUCAGAAAAAAAAAAAAAACUUUAUAUUU